Messenger RNA from Ailuropoda melanoleuca (giant panda), 3642 nucleotides. It is a transcript of the gene NIPAL2, whose product is annotated as NIPA like domain containing 2. Gene Ontology annotation, cellular component: membrane. Gene Ontology annotation, biological process: magnesium ion transport. Lineage: Eukaryota; Metazoa; Chordata; Mammalia; Carnivora; Ursidae. Gene Ontology annotation, molecular function: magnesium ion transmembrane transporter activity. The record is from RefSeq and is a predicted model, not a curated record. The transcript has 11 exons. Bases 132 to 1085 code for a protein of 317 amino acids.
UGGACGAGCUGUCCCGGAACUUCACGUACUGGGCGCCGGGCGCCGGCAACGGCUCCCUGUCGGGCGCGUGGUACCGCAGGAACCAGAUUCACCUUUUGGGAGUCUUGCUAGCCAUUUUAGGAAAUUUGGUAAUGAGUAUUUCCCUAAAUAUUCAGAUGGCGCACCGGGAACACCCAAGGCCCUACUUCAAGAGCGUGUUGUGGUGGGCUGGAGCCGCGCUCAUGGCCGUGGGGGAGACGGGCAACUUUGCAGCCUACGGGUUUGCUCCCAUUACUCUCAUCGCUCCGUUAGGCUGUAUGUCUGUUACAGGUAGUGCCAUUAUUUCUGUUAUGUUUCUGAAAGAAAACUUAAGAGCUUCAGAUUUACUAGGUAUGACAUUGGCAUUUGCAGGAACAUAUUUAUUGGUGAACUUUGCUCCAAGCAGAAGUCAGUCUAUCUCUGCAAGAACAGUACAAUAUUACUUCGUUGGCUGGCAGUUCCUGAUCUAUGUGAUUUUAGAAAUAUUCAUUUUCUGCACUCUGCUGUAUUUCCAUAAGAGAAAGGGAAUGAAGCACAUGGUGAUUCUGCUAACCCUGGUGGCCCUUCUUGCCUCACUGACUGUUAUUUCGGUAAAAGCAGUCUCAGGCAUGAUCACUUUUUCUGUGAUGGAUAAAACGCAACUAACUUACCCCAUCUUCUAUAUCAUGUUUAUCAUCAUGAUCGCAUCUUGUGUUUUCCAAGUCAAGUUCCUGCAUCAAGCCACGAAACUCUACAAUACCACGAUCGUGGUGCCUGUCAACCACGUGCUCUUCACGACCAGUGCCGUUAUCGCAGGUAUCAUAUUUUAUCAGGAGUUCCUUGGUGCAGCUUUUCUAACUGUGUUUAUAUAUUUUUUUGGGUGUUUUCUGUCAUUCCUUGGUGUGUUUUUGGUCACAAGAAAUCGAGAAAAGGAACAUCUGCCACAGUCUUACAUUGAUUUUGGAAAUAUUCCUGGGAAACAAAUGUUGGACAAAAUACAACCAGAUUCAAAUGGCUUAUCCUAUGGAACUUUGCCUGAUGGAAGUGACUCAACAAAGAGCCAAAGUGGAGAGAAGAAAGAGGUCUAAACUGCCGAAGGGGAUGGCUGCUGGCCUGUUAUUCGAUACCACCUUUAAAAAAAUCUCCCUUUGUGUCCACAGCUAGUUUAUGCUGACAUGCGUGAGCAUUGCACGCCCUUGACCCCACUCCAUCUGCAGAGGCAGCCGGGGCCUUCCUAAGCUCUGACAGUCUCAUGUCUUCACGGAAUGUAAUUUGAAGUGUUCCCCACACCCUUGAUGUCCCCCUCGCAAACAUCAAACCGGCUAGAUCUUAAUUAGAGCCUGGCUCCCCAAGCAGGACUGUCACACAAAAAUGUGCGCUCACGAUUUGGCUACAGAACACACGGUCUGCUUUUCCCACAUGACUUCGAGCGUCAGCUGCUUUGCUUUAAAGAGACACGUUCAACCCCCAACCUCACUCCUGUACCAAAGGUUUCAGAGCAUUCAUUUCUCCUACAUCUCUUAUGAGCCUCCCCCAUAAGAUCUCACCUUUCUAGUCAUAAGUUAGAACGGUGACUCAUCUUUUCUGAAAAUGAGCCCUAUUAUAACUUUCCUUUGAAAAUUAAGUGUAUCUUUAAAACGAGAGUUUAUAAGUGGCAUUCUGUGAUGGUGUGUAUACCUUGGCGGGUGAACUUUCUCAGAUUAAGAAAGGAACAAUUUAAGAAUUAAGACCAAUUUUUCAAAAAACAUAGAAUGAUGGACAUUUUCUUCAGCUAUAUGAUCCUAUUAUACUUGAAUUGAAACUGAAAACUUCAUAUCUUAUGCCGACAUUUGUAUAGUUCUUAUGACUUAUCUAGUGGAUUUAUUAUAUGUUUUAACUCUUGAAGCAAGUCUCAAAAAGUGUAUUUAAAUUCUUAAUGUUAUUUUCACUAGCACACCAUUUCCUCCCCCAAGUUAUAAUCCCAAGCUUUAUAAAUUCUUCUAGGCAAGAGUACAGCUAUGAGUAGAGAAUUGGAUUUUAGCCACUUAAAUCUGCAGAUAUAGCCAGGUGGCCCAACCUGUGUCUAGAGAGGAAGGCCAUGGGCUCCUGUCCCCGGAAUGGCUUUUCUGCUAUGACUAGUCACUUAUCUACUAAGAUUCAUUUGCAGGUAGAGUCCAUAAUCAUAUAUGUUAUUUAUGAUCUAAUAUAUUUAAAUGACAAGAAAAGAUCUAGCCUUCAUUGUAAGCAACAUCAAGUAAGAAAACCUGUCCUUAAUGACAUUUCAAAAGCUUCCAGUCACUUCUGACAUGUCAAAGUUGUUCCAGCCAGUUGUCUUGCACUUGUAAAUGUUGUGUAACUCAGAGCUAUUGAGACUGGAAUCUUAACUGCUUUGGGUCUUUUAGCUUUGUUUUUUUGUCAUAACCUAUACCCCUGGCCACACCUGGCCACAAAAAAAAGGCAAGAUUCGAAUCCAUCACCAAUGUAUGAACAACAACCUAGAGCCCGUGUCUGGCUUUUGAACUCCUGGUAAGAAUGCCUGCUCUUGUGGAAAGUAUCCCCUAAUUCAAAUAAAGCAGCCAUAUAACUUAUGGCAUGUUUUACUGAAUUGGUCCAACAUGUUGGCACUGGAAGGCUCAGCUAAGAAUGUGUCUGGUGUCUUAAACUACAGAUUUCUGAUGACUCUCAAAACUGGUUUCAAAGAUUGCACAAAUAUUUAGACCAAAGAGUUUCACUUGAAGUAGGACUACAUUUAUAGCUACAGCACGUGGUUUUGAGCAUUGUAGAAUUUUGUACAGACGCAAGCAUGAUGCCAGUACUUUAGUAGUUGCCAACAUUCGCAUCUUUUAAAAAUUUUGAGAAAUGACAUUGACUUAUGCACAUUUAAGCUAUCCAGCAAUGCUUUAGAAGUCCAGGCAACAUAUAAAAUAUAUUGAGACCUAAUUUUACUUUCCAUGCUGCUUCUUCAAAGCAAGGUGAAUAAGAGUUUUAGUUGUACUGGCUCGUAAGAUUUUUUAAAUUACAAAGUGCAUGACAACAACCAAAGCCAACCCAGUCCUUCUCUUGGCAUUGUGAAUUGGGGACCUUUAGCCAACAACUUGACUCAUUUGACUAUUUGUCUAGACGAGGGGUCUGCAAGAUUUUCCUGUAAAGACACAGAGAGUAAAUAUUUUUGGGUUUGUUGGCCAACGUUGCCUGUCGCAACUACUCAACUCUGUCAUUCUAGCAUGAAAGCAAACAUAGCUGAUAUGUAAAUGAAUGAGCAUGGCUGUAUGCCAGCAAAAUUUUAUUUACAAAAACAGGUGGUCAGCCCUAGGGCUAUAGUUUGCCAAUCCCUGAUCUAGAUUAUUCCUUUGCCCUUGCUAUGCAGCUUCUUUCUCGUUCCUUGCGCAUUCAGGAGUUGAGAAGGUGACACUUCAUGAUUUCAUGACAAACUAGGACGCUAUGGGAUUGUGGAGCCAAGUCUUGAUAUUUAUAUUAGGAUCUUAUUGCUUACACAAGAUACAGAGGGAAGCAAUGCCCAAGUUUCUCUUGAAAGCAGUGGUUCAGGGAAGCCUGGGUGGCUCAGUCAGUUAAGCAUCUGCCUUUGGUUCUGGUUAUGAUCCCAGGGUCCUGAGAUCGAGCCCUGUGUCAGGCUCCCUGAUCAGCGGGGAGCCUGCUUCUCCCUCU